Messenger RNA from Castor canadensis (American beaver), 1686 nucleotides. It is a transcript of the gene Lypla2, whose product is annotated as lysophospholipase 2. Gene Ontology annotation, molecular function: palmitoyl-(protein) hydrolase activity; carboxylic ester hydrolase activity. The record is from RefSeq and is a predicted model, not a curated record. Gene Ontology annotation, cellular component: cytoplasm. Gene Ontology annotation, biological process: protein depalmitoylation. Lineage: Eukaryota; Metazoa; Chordata; Mammalia; Rodentia; Castoridae.
CGGGCCCGCUUCCGGGUUCCGUACCGCUGGCCGGGCUACUUCCGGCAGCGCGAUGGCUGGGUUCCCGGGACUCGAACGGAAGUUCCGGCGGGGGCGGCCGAGGGGGAAGAGUGUGUGUCUGUGCGGGAGAAAGGGGAGAAUCGCCCAGCGGUCUCGGAAGCCCCAGGGAGCGAGGCCCGGCCUGCAGGGAGCCCUGCAGUGUAUGUGUGGUAACACCAUGUCUGUGCCCCUGCUCACUGACGCUGCCACCGUGUCUGGAGCUGAGCGGGAAACGGCCGCGGUUAUUUUUUUACAUGGACUUGGAGACACAGGGCAUAGCUGGGCUGACGCCCUCUCCACCAUCCGGCUCCCUCACGUCAAGUACAUCUGUCCCCAUGCGCCCAGGAUCCCUGUGACGCUCAACAUGAAGAUGGUGAUGCCCUCCUGGUUUGACCUGAUGGGACUGAGCCCAGAUGCCCCAGAAGACGAAGCUGGCAUCAAGAAGGCAGCAGAGAACAUCAAGGCCUUGAUUGAGCAUGAGAUGAAGAACGGGAUUCCAGCCAAUCGGAUUGUCCUGGGCGGCUUUUCGCAGGGCGGGGCCCUGUCCCUCUACACAGCCCUUACCUGCCCCCACCCUCUGGCUGGCAUCGUGGCAUUGAGCUGUUGGCUGCCUCUGCACCGGAACUUUCCUCAGGCAGCCAACGGCAGUGCCAAGGACCUGGCCAUCCUUCAGUGCCAUGGGGAGCUGGAUCCCAUGGUACCAGUACGGUUUGGGGCCCUGACGGCUGAGAAGCUCCGGUCUGUUGUCACACCAGCCAGGGUCCAGUUCAAGACCUACCCAGGUGUCAUGCACAGCUCCUGUCCUCAGGAGAUGGCAGCUGUGAAGGAAUUUCUUGAGAAGCUGCUGCCUCCAGUCUAACCAGCACUGCUGGAACCCAGUGCAGUUUCCAGCUCACAAGGGACCCAGCAAGCAAGUGCGGCACCGUCUUGGAUCUGAGCCGGUCGAGCAAGCCCCUGUUCCCUCCCCCCAUACCACAUCCUCUUCCCACAGGCCUCUGGGGCAGGCCACCGAGGUCUGGUCAGGCCCUCCCUGCUGUCCUCGGCCACCUGGUAGUUUACAGCAGGGGUGGACUGCUUCUUCACCUCACUUCCCUCGAGGCGGGUCCCUGGCAGCAGUACUGGAGGGGCUGCAGGCAGCGGGAGAAAGGGGCCCAGCCCCCGACCCACUCACUCAGGACCUCACUCACUAGCCCCGCUUUGGGCCCCUCCUGCGACCUCAGGGUUCGGCCCGUGGGCCCUUCAGGCCCUACCCCAGUGAUUCUGCCCAGAUAAUCGUGUGUGUCUCCUGCCUCACUGCAGCUGCUUCUCAAUCAUGAAUGUGUCCAUGGCCCGGGCCCCUUGCUGCUGUGGGCUGCUUGCCCCUUGGUAGGCAGGUGAGGAGGUGGAGUCCGUCUGGGCCUUCCCUUGGCUGGUUCCCCAUUUGGGGGCUCGGCCCUGCCUCCCUGUUGCCCUCCUCCCUCGCAGGCCUGGAGCCUGCAGGGCUGGAUUGAGGCUCAAGGCCCCCCUGGCUGUCUCACUCCUUCUGUGUCCCCACUCUGGACCAGGGAGAUAGUGGGGGAGGAGUUGUGUCUCGUCUUCUGUCUCCAUGUGGUUUUGGGUGUUUUUCUUGUGUGUCCUGGAUUCCGAUAAAAUUAAAGAAACUGCUUC